This is a messenger RNA of Durusdinium trenchii, 703 nucleotides long. The record is from the annotation of a GenBank genome assembly. NCBI's taxonomy places the organism in Eukaryota, Dinophyceae, Suessiales, Symbiodiniaceae.
CUUGUUCCCUUCUGAUCUGAAUCCACCUAUGACGGACAUCACCGAAGAGCUGCUGAAGCGCUCUCAAUCUGAGGUGGCAAAGGGAAUUCUGGAUGACCUACAAGGGCAAGCACUUGAGAGUUUGCCGCCUGUGGUGCUGCGAAUCCAAAGGCUGCAAACGGGUUCAAACGCGCCUCACAGCAACUACGCGUAUGAUUUGGUCCUACCGUACUUGCUCGCAUAUUUGCUUGCCGGCAAACAGAGAGAUAUUUCAGUGUCUGCGGAUCCAUUUGUGGCUUUCCCGAUGGCAAACUUCUUAAUGUCCAAGGGCUUCAAGGUUGCCCGUGAAACCGAAGAAGCGUUGAAGAAGAGGUCGACAGUUGCAACUUUGGAACUCUCAGCUGAUGCCUGAGAUUUACUGUGCUGCCCAUGUUGAUCUUCUUUUGAUUGCUGACGUGCCCAGUGAAGCAAGGCUCGCAGUCAGACCAAAGAGGACAAAUUCAAAAGGGGUUCAAGUCACAUGUGUAAUAGCUAAUGUCUAAUACUGAUACUGUAAUAGCUGGUUUUAUCAAGUCCUGCAGAUCGCGACAAAAGAUUGUAAAACUGAAGGCAAGUACAUGAAAGCAACUACAGUAUAUGAAAGUAGUAGUAGUAGUAGGAGUAGGAGUAGCAGUAGCAGGAGCAGGAGCAGGAGCAGGAGUAGUAGGAGUAGUAGUAGUAGUAG